Messenger RNA from Nannospalax galili (Upper Galilee mountains blind mole rat), 2022 nucleotides. RefSeq names its product polo like kinase 5 (gene Plk5). The record is from RefSeq and is a predicted model, not a curated record. NCBI's taxonomy places the organism in Eukaryota, Metazoa, Chordata, Mammalia, Rodentia, Spalacidae. The transcript has 15 exons. Gene Ontology annotation, cellular component: spindle pole; nucleus; cytoplasm. Gene Ontology annotation, biological process: protein phosphorylation; regulation of cytokinesis; mitotic cell cycle. Gene Ontology annotation, molecular function: protein binding; ATP binding; protein serine/threonine kinase activity.
CAAGACCUGCGCGCGCUGUGGCGCUGCACAGAGCUGCUUUGCGAAGUGCUUCUGGCGCAGAUGGAGCCCAGAGCUCAGCGCCGGCGGAAAAACCGCCCGCUAGUGGCCGCCUUCCUGCGUGACCCAGGCUCUGGGUGUGUGUACCGUCGUGGGAAGCUGAUCGGCAAGGGCGCCUUCAGCCGCUGCUACAAGCUCACCGACAUGUGCACCAGCGCCGUGUUCGCCCUAAAGGUGGUACCCAAGGGCGGGGCCGGGAGGCUGCGUCCACGUGGGCAGGUGGAGCGCGAGAUCGCCUUGCACAGCCGUCUGCGCCACCGCAACAUCGUGGCCUUCCACGGACACUUUGCCGACCACGACCAUGUCUACCUGGUGCUGGAGUACUGUAGCCACCAGUCCUUGGCCGACGUGCUGAAGGCGCGGCGGACACUGACCGAGCCUGAGGUCCGCUAUUAUCUGCGGGGCCUGAUUAGCGGCCUACACUACUUGCACCAGAGACGCAUAGUGCACCGGGACCUGAAGCCCAGUAAUUUCUUCCUUAACAGGAACAUGGAGGUGAAGAUUGGAGACCUGGGGCUGGCUGCCAGGGUGGGGCCAGCAGGCUGCUGCCACAAGGUGCUUUGUGGGACUCCAAACUUUCAGGCCCCUGAAGUGGUGUCCUGAAAAGGACACUCCUGCAAGUCAGACAUCUGGGCUCUGGGUUGCAUCAUGUACACAGUGCUGAUGGGCACCCCACCCUUCUCUGGGGCACCCCUUUCGGACAUGUACCAAAACAUCCGCGCUGCCCGCUAUCCAGAGCCCACACAGCUGUCCCCCAGUGCUCGCAGCCUCAUUGCGAGGCUCCUGGCACCUGAACCCUCUGAGCGGCCCAGCCUGGACCACUUGCUUCAAGAUGAUUUUUUCACCCAGGGCUUCACCCCGGAUCGGCUGCCCCCUCAUUCCUGCCAUAGCCCGCCUAUCUUCAUCUUCCCCCCACCGCUGGGCAGGCUGUUCCAUAAGGUGGGCCAGCUGCUGACCCAGUGCCGACCACCCUGCCCUUUCACUCCCAAAGAGGCCUCAGGACCUGCAGAAGAGACAGUACCUGACCACGCAGAGUCCGCUAGUGAGGAAAAAACUCUCCUCUACCCUGAGACUGGUGUCCACCCCCUCACACACGGGACCCUGAGGAGCGACCAGACAGACCUGAAGGGGAGCCGAGCACCGGAGGUAGAGGUUGCAAUCAAGAAACUUCUCCUCUGCUUGGACGCAGGAUCCCUGGGCCCAGCCACACAGGAACCCCCUGGGGAGCUGCAGCCUGUCCUCUGGGUCCCCAAGUGUGUGGAUUAUUCCUGCAAGUGUGGCUUUGGCUACCAGCUGUCAGAUGGGGGCUGUGGCGUGCUGUUUCGGGAUGGUUCUCACAUGGCCCUAUGGCCACCACGAGGCCACGUCUCCUACCUGCCUGACCGAGGAACGCUGCAGACCUUUGUAUGGAGGGACGUGCCCAGCCCACUGCAUGCCAAGCUGGCUGUCCUGCAGCGCUUCACCUGUUACAUGCAGAGGCAGCUGCAGGAGGAAGGAACCGUGCCCAUGUUUGCUGUGCCUGACACACCUACCACACCUGGCCUCUGUCUACUGAGCUUUGUAGCUGACCCCCAAGUUCUGGUCUUGAUGCUGAGCAAUGGGGCAAUUCAGGUCAGCUCCAGGGCAGCCCAAAUGCAUCUGGUACUGAGCGGAGGCAGUGAGGGCUUGCUGCUCACCCGCUGGGAGUCAGGUGCUGCAACAUGCUACGCAGUGGAUGCCCUACGGCAUCACGGCUGCGUUCCUGCCAUUCGCCAGCACCUCCGCCAUGGGCUGAACGUGCCGCAGAGCCUCUAGAGAGCCCAAAGGUCCCAAUGGACCUCUGCAUGUUGGUGUUAGGGGCCUGGGCUCUGUUCUGCACUGUGCACAAAGCUGGCAUCUAGGAGGCAUGGGUAUGUUGUGAUCACCAGCAAGUGGGGUCUUCCAUGACUGUGGCAUGACUUGUUGGGCCCCAUUCAUUAAAGAAAA